This is a messenger RNA of Aspergillus terreus NIH2624, 1293 nucleotides long. RefSeq names its product 60S ribosome subunit biogenesis protein NOP53. NCBI's taxonomy places the organism in Eukaryota, Fungi, Ascomycota, Eurotiomycetes, Eurotiales, Aspergillaceae. Gene Ontology annotation, biological process: rRNA processing; ribosomal large subunit assembly. Gene Ontology annotation, molecular function: 5S rRNA binding. The record is from RefSeq and is a predicted model, not a curated record. Gene Ontology annotation, cellular component: nucleolus. The transcript is spliced from 3 exons. The coding region runs from base 1 to 1293 and encodes 430 amino acids.
AUGUCUGCUACUGUGGAGGCCCCGAAACAGUUCAGCCAGCCAUCCCGUAAGGGUAAGAAGGCGUGGCGUAAGAAUAUUGAUGUUACGGAGGUGCAAGAGGGCCUGCGUUUACUGAAAGAUGAAGAGAUCAAAGGUGGCGUUCUGGCGGAAAAGCCCUCGGAAGAACUGUUCACCUUCGAUUCCUUCGGUUCAGCGGAAAUCCGCAAAACCCAGCACAAGAAGCGCAAGCCUCUCAAGGCCGACGAGAUCCUGGCGCAACGGUCCGCCAUCCCAGCUGUUGAUACCCGCAAGCGCCUGAACUCCAAAGUGACGGAUGGUGUCAUUGAGCCGAAGAGCAAGCGACAGAAGAGCGACUGGGUCAGCCGCAAGGAAUGGCUGCGCCUGAAACAGGUCGCCAAGGAGAACAACCCUGGAAAGAAGGUUGAGGGAGGUACGCUCUAUGACCCGUGGGCUGAUGAGGAAGACAAUACCCCGGCGAUGGAAGACCCGCAAUUUGACUACCUGGAGAAACCGAAGCCGAAGGUUGCGCCGGAUACGUUGAAACAGGGUCCGAUUUCGCUCGCUGCUAAUGGGAAACCGGUCCCAGCGGUCCGUACUCCUGAUGCUGGAACGAGUUACAAUCCGUCUUUCGAGGAGUGGGAUCGUCUCCUUCAGGAACAAGGUCAGAAAGAGGUGGAAGCCGAAAAGAAGCGGCUAGAAGAGGAGCGCAAAGAGCAAGAGAGGCUGCGUUUGGUUGCUGAGGCUAAGGACGACGAUGGAAUGGUCAAGUCUGAUGACGAGAGUGCCUGGGAAGGCUUCGAGAGCGAAUAUGAAAAGCCGGACUGGCUCAACAAGAAGCGACCAGAGCGGAAGACGAAGACGCAGAGGAACAAGAUCAAGCGGCGCAAGGAAGCGGAGCGUCAGGCUAAGUGGGAGGCGAGAAUGAAGGAGAAAGAAGAGCAACUUGCGCGCGCGAAGGCAAUCGCUGAAGAGGUUAGCAAGCGGGACCUUCAAGUCGCCCAGAACUCGGGCGACGACUCUUCAGAGGGAGACGACACUACGUUGCGACGCAGGCCCCUGGGCGGCAAGAACAAGGCCCCCGAAAAACCCCUAGAGGUGGUGUUGCCGGACGAGCUGCAAGACUCUCUGCGAUUGCUCAAGCCGGAAGGCAAUCUCCUUGACGACCGAUUCCGGACUCUCAUUGUCCAGGGCAAGCUGGAGUCUCGGAAGCCGGUGACGCAGGCGAGAAAGGCCAAGAGAGAGGUGACGGAGAAGUGGACAUACAAGGACUUCAAGGUGCCGGGCGCGGAGUAG